AUUCACGACCUAAAACUUGUACCAUGAGUAUUUAAACAACAUCCUAGAUCAACCGAACUACUUGUUUAAUUUCUCUUCCGGAAAGAAACAUCUGACACCACAGCUACCAAAAGUGAGAGGCCUUCAGUAAACAAGCUCUUAGUUUGUAAAAUCAAGAUGUAUGUGACCAAGAAGUUAACAAGUUAUCUGGGCUAUUUAGAGGAACUUGUUACACCUGUUGUUUUAAAGAGAAGAGCUCUGGGGGAAAUGUAACCAUAUACUGGACUUCUGGUGACCAUGUCAGUCAGAGGACCCAGGGGUGAAGACACUGUGGACAGCAGACAAGUUAAUGCCAAUCAGGGUUCAUAUCUCACAGAUGAUGGAGUUGAUCAGAUAGAUGGCAACCCAAAUUCAGAUGUUUUUCAAUACGAUAUGAACUAUCCCAGUCUGGGACAAUGUGUCGUCAUCAACAACAACAUUUUCCAUGAAAAAACACAAAUGAGAGUUCGUAAUGGGACAGAAAAAGAUGAACAGAAUGUGAAAGAGACUUUCUCAAAGCUGGGCUUCAAAAUCAAAAUUCACAAUGAUCAGACAGUAUCACAGAUGAGAGAAUUGUUAACUAAAGUGUCUAAGGAAGAUCACAGUAAAUCGGCCAUGUUUGCGUGUGUGUUGCUGAGUCAUGGAGAAGAUGGAAGGAUAUUUGGCACAGAUGGCUGUAUUGAGCUGAAGGAACUGUUUGCGCUCUUCAGAGGAGACCGCUGCAGAUCACUGGUGGGGAAACCCAAGCUUUUCUUCAUUCAGGCUUGCCGAGGCUCAGGUCUGGAUGCUGGCGUUGAGUCCGACUAUGACACUGAAGAGGAAACACAGAAAAUUCCUGUUGAGGCAGAUUUUUUGUAUGUCUACGCCACUGCACCAGGUUAUUACGCCUGGAGGGACUCUGCUAAUGGCUCCUGGUUCAUCAUCUCAUUGUGUGAGAUGCUGUCAAAAUACGGCAAGCGACUGGAGGUCAUGCAGAUCAUGACACGUGUCAACUACAAGGUGGCGCGGAAAUUUACAUCCUCCUCCUUUUUUUCACGGCUUGAUGGCAAGAAACAGAUACCGUGUAUUGCAUAUAUGCUGACCAAAGAACUCUAUUUCUCUAAAUAAUUCAUGUGUAUUUUACUGAUUAUGUUGCAGUGGGAUACAAACACUUUUAAAUCAUAUAAAAAAACAAUACUAUGUAGCCAUUUAAAGCACUGUAGACUGCAGUCAAAACGGGCAGGGAUAUAAAGAGAAUUUAUAAUUAAUCAUGAAUAUUUGAAAUUAUCUGUAUUUUUCAUAUUGGUGUGUGAUAUGUUUACAGUGCUGGAUUUGACAAAUAUAUUUCUUUUAUGAUCUUUAAGCUGGGUCAAACAUUGAUUGUGGUUUGUCCUGCUGGUGUUGGUAUUUAAUCUGUGAAAAGGAUUGACGUGAGUAUAAGUGACUAUAUGUUUGUUACAUAUGAAAUUAAUGUUAUGUUUUCCCGAUCUUUGUCUGAACAUAGCAUUACAUUUUGUAAUAUCAAGCAUAUGGACUUCUAUGCUCUAAUAUUAAUUUGCCCUGUUUAGUAAAUCUGGCCCUAGGACUUUUAAUAAACUUCUUAAACUAGC
Cyprinus carpio (common carp) is the source of this 1607-nucleotide messenger RNA. RefSeq names its product caspase-3-like. Gene Ontology annotation, biological process: neuron differentiation; apoptotic process; erythrocyte differentiation. The record is from RefSeq and is a predicted model, not a curated record. Gene Ontology annotation, cellular component: cytoplasm. NCBI's taxonomy places the organism in Eukaryota, Metazoa, Chordata, Actinopteri, Cypriniformes, Cyprinidae.